UCGCACACUCCAGUCCAGCAGGUGGAGGAAACACGUUAUAACGCUCCCUCAAUUCGAAGAAGAAGAAGUAAUAGUUUGUUUGGCAAACGAGACUGAUUAGCUUCAGGAUUCUAGCCUUGAAUUUACGUCCGCACGUGAUCAACAUCUUGUUGUUCAGCAUCUUGGAGAAGACUUUGAUCAAGGUCGUCUUGGCUGAGUUGACUGAGCUGCCAUCAUGGGGGAGAGAAAAGGAGUGAACAAAUAUUACCCUCCAGAUUUUGACCCUGCUAAGCAUCAUUCUAUCAAUGGCUACUGGAACACACAUCCACUGCGCGAGAGAGCCAGGAAGCUCUCUCAGGGCAUUCUCAUUAUCAGGUUUGAGAUGCCCUAUAAUAUCUGGUGCGAUGGCUGUAAGAACCACAUAGGCAUGGGGGUUCGAUACAACGCGGAAAAGAAGAAAGUGGGCAAUUACUACACUACACCAAUAUACAGGUUCAGAAUGAAGUGCCACCUAUGUGUGAACUACAUCGAGAUGCAGACCGAUCCAGCCACCUGCGAUUACGUUAUCGUGAGCGGUGCGAGCCGCAAAGAGGAGAGAUGGAACAUGGCUGAAAAUGAACAAAUCCUCACCACUGAGCGCACGGAGAAGGAAAAGCUCGAGACCGAUGCCAUGUACAAGCUGGAUCACGGCGGCAAAGACAAAGAGAAGCUGCGUGCCGCCAUUCCAUCUCUAGCCGAGCUGCAGGAGCACCAGGCUGGAUGGAAAGACGACUUUGAGCUCAACAGGGCCCUCCGCAGGAAGUUCAGGGAUGAGAAGAAGGCCAUAUGUGAAGAGGAGGAGAAAGACAACGCCAUGAGGAAGAGGAUGGGUCUGUCUAUUCCUUUGGUGCCGGAAAAGGACGAAGACAAAAGGCUCGCCUCACUGCUCACCUUGCAGAGCCCUGACUCAUAUGAGAACAGACAGCAUACGAAGAGGCAGCAGAUCUCCUCUCGCUCCUGGUUUUCUCCGUCUUCCUCCGGUCCAUCGGGCAGCGCUGUGGGAAACCUCCUGAACAAACUGGGCCAGAAGGGCAGAGACGCCGCUGCUGCCAAAGCUGUGAACGCCGCUCCGAGCAGCUCUCUCGUCCGCAGGAGGUCAGACGGUGGCCUGACGUCACGUUCCACCCAGGAGUCCGUUUCGUCUCCCGACGACGUGGCUGCUUCCAACGUGCAAGACGCUGAUUCGUCUCCUGUACAGCGUUCAGAGGACAGACAGGACACCUAUAGACCGUCCACAGACCAGAGGGUUGGAAAGCCAGCUCCAGAGGUGCAUUAUGGGACGGGACACAAUAGCACUGAAUCCUGCUCUACACUGUCACUAGUGGCAGAUUACAGUGACUCGGACUCGGAUUCGGGUCAGUGAGGAAGCACGGGAACAGACUGAAAUCAAAACCACACACAUCGCAGACUGUCUGAUCAAAAAAGAAACAGUUUCUAAACUUUCAGGAAACAGGGUGAUAACGCGGGCUUUGUCAAAACCGUACAAAUGGGACACUCAACGUGAUUUCAGAAAGUUUAUCAUCAUUAAAAUUACCUUCCCAUGAUAUGUAGAAUCAUUCGUACCCUUCAUUUUUAUUUAUUUCUUCUUUUUUAAAUAUACAUUCACACCCAAUUAUAAAGUAGAAACUUCUACUGUGAAUUACUGCAAUAAAUUGAAGCAUGCCCAA
Ictalurus punctatus (channel catfish) is the source of this 1685-nucleotide messenger RNA. RefSeq names its product YJU2 splicing factor homolog B (gene yju2b). The transcript is spliced from 11 exons. The coding region runs from base 215 to 1381 and encodes 388 amino acids. Gene Ontology annotation, biological process: mRNA splicing, via spliceosome. The record is from RefSeq and is a predicted model, not a curated record. Lineage: Eukaryota; Metazoa; Chordata; Actinopteri; Siluriformes; Ictaluridae. Gene Ontology annotation, cellular component: post-mRNA release spliceosomal complex; U2-type spliceosomal complex.